Molecule: messenger RNA, 1938 nt
Organism: Morus notabilis
Lineage: Eukaryota; Viridiplantae; Streptophyta; Magnoliopsida; Rosales; Moraceae
Product: long-chain-fatty-acid--AMP ligase FadD26
Exons: 1
Coding region: 1-1938 (645 amino acids)
Source: RefSeq, a predicted model, not a curated record
AUGAACUUCGAGAACUAUGAUCCUUCCUUUCCUGACCAGCCAGUGGUCGACCUCUACCUCCCAACAUGGGCUAACCUCCCUGCCUUCAAGUCCAAGCCAGCCUUCAUUUGGAUCAAAGAUAACGACUCAACCACUUCACUUUCAUAUUCUCAACUCAACGACUCUGUCCACUCAAUUUCUUCCCAAUUGCUCAAUGCCCCACUACGAAGGGGUGAAACUGUCGUCGUUUUAUGCUCUCCGGGGCUAGAACUCGUCGAGAUCAUCUUCGCUUGCCAACGAGCUGGCCUUGUGUGCGUCCCAAUUCUCCCACCUGACCCUUCAUUCUCUAAAGAAAACCAUCACCAUCUCGUAAGAGUCCUGUCACAAACAAAGCCCAAAGCCGCCAUUUCUAACCGCGGUUACAUCACAAAAGUCCACCGCUACAUCACCUCAUCAAACGACACAAAGCUAGCACACAUGUUGCAAAACCUCACAUGGAUCGCCACAGAAGAUGUCAAAGCCAAAAUGGUCAACUCAAACUCAAAGUUUGACUAUUCAUCCUACAAUGGACGCAAAGCUGACGAGGUGUAUUUGAUUCAGUACACCUCAGGUGCAACCGGGAUACCAAAACCUGUUCUCGUCACCGCAGGAUCAGCAGCUCACAACGUCAGGACAGCGAGAAGAGCCUACGAUCUUCACCCGAACAGUGUGAUCAUGUCGUGGUUGCCUCAAUACCACGAUUGCGGCCUUAUGUUCUUACUGUUGACCAUUGUCUCUGGCUCAACCUGUGUCCUAACCUCACCUCACGCCUUUGUCAAACGCCCAAGGCUUUGGCUUGAGAUGAUCUCCAACUUCAACGCCACUUGCACUCCAGUCCCGUCUUUCACAUUGCCACUAGUCCUUAAGCGCAGCGGGAUCGAAAAAAGAACAUCUGACAUAAAUUUACACAGCUUGAGAAACCUUAUCAUCAUCAACGAGCCAAUUUACACGUCCACGGUGGAAGAUUUUCUCGAUGUGUUUAGGCAUUUCGGUCUAAACCCAUCCUGUGUUUCUCCUUCCUACGGCUUGGCCGAGAAUUGCACGUUUGUUUCAACCUCAUGGAAAUCAUUAGGAAACUACAAAAAGGAUUCUCCUAACUUUCCAUGCCACAACAAGCUCUUGCCAAGCGCGAGGCUCGGUUCUCGCCAUGGACUUGAUUAUCAUGACAAUGAGGACAUGGAAAUUGUGAUAGUAAAUGAAGAGACACUUGAGCCCGUUGAGGACGGAAUUGAAGGUGAAAUCUUGGUCUCUUCACCGAGCAAUGCCUCCGGUUACCUCGGACACCCUUCUUUAACUCACGAGGUGUUUCAUCGGAGUGUACCAAACAAAAGGGCGAACCGGUGCUUUGUCCGAACCGGCGAUAGAGGCAUUGUCAAAGGAGAAGAGAGGUUUCUCUUUGUGACCGGUCGAUGUGUUGACGUUAUUAAGCUGAAAAACAAUGAUGAAAUCCAUGCGCAUUAUAUAGAAACAGCUGCAUAUAAUAGUUGUCCACGGUUUCUCAGAGGAGGCUGCUUAGCUGCUUUUAAGGUUGGGGACAUAAUAGUGCUUGUGGCUGAGAUACAGAAAGAUUAUGAGAAACAGAAUGGUAAUUUAAAAAAAAUAUGUGAAAGUGUUAGGAGGGGUGUUUUGAAGGAUGAGAGAGUUGAAGUUGGAUUGGUGGUGCUAGUUAAAAGUGGGUGUGUUCCAAAAACUACUUCUGGUAAAGUUAAGAGAUGGGCAGCUAAAGAGAAUCUCAUUGGAGGGAAAAUGGGGUUGGUGAUGCAGAUGCCGUUUGGUGUGCUGAGGACAAAGGUUGAUGAAGGAGAAGAGACGGGAAAAGUGGGAGUGGAGAAGAAGGAAAUGGCAGUGGUAAAGUGGGAGGAAAGUCGUCUUUCCUUUUCAAGUGUUCCAAAUCGUCCCUCUUUGCUCUCUCUCUUGUGA